Molecule: messenger RNA, 1795 nt
Organism: Durusdinium trenchii
Lineage: Eukaryota; Dinophyceae; Suessiales; Symbiodiniaceae
Source: the annotation of a GenBank genome assembly
CCCAUCCCUAGAAGGUUCGGAAGGUUCGGCGCCAUGUCAUCCAAAGAACGUGCUGGAGGAGCAGAGCUGCCAAGCUACCUGAAGGUGGUCAAGCAGCUGGGACGUGGCGCCUAUGGGACCGUCUACCUUUGUGAGGACAAGAAAUCGGGUGAGCAGGUGGCUGUGAAGCAGGUGAAACAAGCGGCACGGCAUGGGAAAAGUAUGCUGCGGGAGAUCCGGCUGCUGGCACGCUUGCGCCACGAGAAUCUCCUGUUCCUUCUGGACUUUCCUGCUGUUUCAUCUCCAAACUUUGAGGAUAUCUAUCUCGUCCUGCCGUACCUGGCUGCGGAUCUCCACAAGAUUAUCCAGUCACAGCAGGCCCUGACCGAGAAGCAUGUGCAGGUCAUCUUGGUUCAGAUUUUACGAGCCAUGGAGUACCUCCAUGCCAGUGGCGUGGCUCAUCGCGAUUUGAAGCCGGCGAAUAUUCUGCUCUCCUCAGAUUGCAAGCUGAAGGUCUGUGACUUUGGGCUGGCCAGGGGAGGCCUCGGCGAGAGCGACGAGCCGGAAGAGGCGUGCGGCGUCUUGACGGAAUACGUGGUCACGCGCUGGUACCGAGCCCCUGAGGUAAUGUUGCUUCCAAAGCAAUAUUCGACAGCGGUGGACAUUUGGUCCGUUGGCUGUAUCCUUGGGGAGAUUCUGGGAAGGAAGGCGAUGUUUCCGGGCAAGAAUCACAUCGACAUGGUUUGCAUGGUGGCCAAGGUCCUUGGAAAUCCCACAGACUCUGAACUGAAUUGGCUUCCCAAGGAUACCGAUGCCUACAAAUUCCUCCGGAAGGUGUGUCCUCAAGGUUCUGGCGUGAACUUAAGUUCCACCUAUCCCCGGGCAUCGUCAGCAUGCUUGGACCUCCUCAAAGCCUUGCUGUGCUGGGAUCCCCAGGAAAGGCUCACAGCGUCUGACGCGCAGAAACACGAGUACGUGAAGCACUACUAUCCUCGUGAACCACCUCCUCCACCUGAGCCUUUUGACUGGACCUUCGACGGCUUCAAACCAACGACCAAGACCGUGCAGGCGAAGCUAUAUGAAGAGUGCGCGCGCUACCACCCGGAAAUCCGAGCACGAGAUGGCCUCUCUCCAAGCGGAGCCCCCGCAGGUGGCUAUCCGAUGAAAUCCGAGGCUCGCCCAGAUCGUUCCCCCAGGCAUUCUCAGAGAGACGCGACCCCGACGAAGAGCAAAUCUGAACGCUCAAUCACACCGGUGCGGGGUGCCCUCAACGGUCUCGCUCGUGCGGCCAUGCGCUUCCGCUCGACCACGCCACCGCCGAACACGGGGACGCCCCGGAGCGAGCGGCGCACCUCGCAGCCGGGCGUGCCCGAUGUGCGGAGCCGCUGAGGAAGGAGAUCCCAGUCGAUGGGUUUCCAGAUGGGGCACCAGGAGAUGGGAACUUCAUGGUGAAAGCUGAAAGAAGAUGAAGGAAUGGAGAGCAUUGAGUAUUUCAGAAGUGAAAGCUAGCUUUGCUGCCUCUUUCAUCCCUUUUGACCUCUUCGUGCCAAUUCCGGGACAACAGCUCCCAUGCAAGGAUGUGACGAAGGACAACACAACAAUUGAGGCGUGCGACAGUCUUCCAUUUUCUCAGUGAAAAUCUGUAGCAUGCUUGGAUUGCUAGUUGGUGGAGUAAUCUCCAGCGUGACGGGCCAUAUGCGAAGCACAUGUGCCCAGCGCCCUGCUAGUUGUUAGGUCACGGGCUACUACUUCCAUGCUUCUUCCACUUUUAAAUCCAGAUCUUCCGACCAUUCAUGCUGCAUGGGCACGGGCCCAC